Anguilla rostrata (American eel) is the source of this 2790-nucleotide messenger RNA. It is a transcript of the gene tmem121aa, whose product is annotated as transmembrane protein 121Aa. The transcript is spliced from 2 exons. The coding region runs from base 1537 to 2475 and encodes 312 amino acids. The record is from RefSeq and is a predicted model, not a curated record. NCBI's taxonomy places the organism in Eukaryota, Metazoa, Chordata, Actinopteri, Anguilliformes, Anguillidae.
UGACUCUAUGAAUGUUUAAUAAGGCUCACCAUCAAAAGCCAAUCUUUAAAAAUAAUAGUGGUACACGACUUAAAAUUAGCACGUUUAAAAAUAGCGGUUAAACCACAGAAUACUUUAACGACAGUUUUGCAUGUAUUUAUUUUUGUGAUAUAAAUGCACAAAUCAAAUAAUACAUUUUAAUGUUUCGCUUGACCAGCCAAUCCCGAGUCGUGGCACAGUGCGAUUUUGAUAUACUUUUAUACAGUUAGAUUUAAAAAGCCACGUAAACUCUGCGCAGAAAAUCACAUACCUCACUGUGCGCGAGUCCGCAUGAAGCUGUUGCAUCGGGAGCACAGAGGGAGGGAAAGCGGGCAGCUGACGGUCUCUCUACAUAAGCAAAUUGGCAAUAAAUUAUUCUCUCUGCUGGGAGGGUGGAGGGAGAAUAAUCGAGAGAGAGAGAGAGAGAGAGAGAGAGAGAGAGAGAGAGAGAGAGAGAGAGAGAGAGAGAGAGAAUCCGGGAAAGAAGAAAAUACAAAGGAAACGUGAAUUGGACUGGCAAAGCCAGCCCGCAAAAGGGUUGCAUGCCAUAUCUCUCGAUGGCUGUCACGAUUUCGUCUCCUAUCAGCUAGAAGCACCCAACCACAAUACUGAAUCGCUUCUCACAUCUGUGCGCAUCAAAACGGAUUAAAUCACCACCUAGCGCCUGUGUCCGGAUAUAGGGGAUCAGCACUCUGGACAACGACCAGCGAUUCGAGCUGAAGGGGGAUGAUGUGAAUUUUGCCAGAGAACAUACUAUUGAGCGAGGGAAGCUGCUGUUAGAUGCCCGAAUAGUUUGCGUCCAGCAUCCACCGGACCUACAGUACCACUCUGUUCCAGCGGACAUCUUGUACUCUACGCCACUUCUCCAGCUGGCCACGCCCACGCCGACACUUCCUCUGCUGUCUCUGCGGAUCGCACAGGCCAUUAAGUCCUCAGAUGACCCUGCUUUUCCUGGGUCAGGGAAACUCACGGUUCUGAGGUUUGGUCCAUGAUGAUUCUGUUGUAUGGGAUUAGCUGACACAGAUAGACUGGCCUGUUGUCGAAAGCCCCUAACGUGUGUCUUGGAUUGCUCAGCAAAAAAGGAAAAAAAGCUUUGUUAGAGCAAUUGCAACCAUUCAGAAAGCCAGCCGAAGUCAUGGUGUUUCAGAAGGACUUAGUCCCAGUCUGUAAGAGUGGCAGUAGAUUUUACAGCUAAUGGUGUUCUGUGGAGGUUAACUUCAGAGGUGUGAUGUUCCUUUUCAUACACCUUGUGAGAGAGCACAGCCUAAGGCAAGAGAUACUGUUAACACUGACUUUGCUUCCCCCAAUUCCAUACUCGUCUCAUUGUUUGAGGUUUUUGCACAAACCCAUACAUGCACUUUGCUGAGUUCCUUUCGCUUCUGGUGCGAUGCUGGAAAACUAUGUAAAAUAAGUCUGGCUCUCUUGUUUGUAAAAAAAAAAAAGAAAGAAAGGGCACUAUUGGGGAGACAUUACAAAAAAAACGGAAAGACAGUUGUAAAAAUCAGGGCCCCCGUUACCAUGGUGCUACCGCCCCCGGACAAGCGGCACGUGUGCCUCACCACUAUGGUCAUCAUGACCAGCAUGGCCUUCAUGGACGCCUACCUGGUGGAGCAGAACCAGGGCCCUCGCAAGAUAGGGGUGUGCAUCAUCGUGCUGGUGGGGGACAUCUGCUUCCUCAUCGUCCUGCGCUACGUGGCCGUGUGGGUGGGCGCCGAGGUCAAGACCGCCAAGCGCGGCUACGCCAUGAUCCUCUGGUUCCUCUACAUCUUCGUGCUGGAGAUCAAGCUCUACUUCAUCUUCCAGAACUACAAGGCGGACAAAAAGAACCUGGAGACGGUGGCGCGGAAGGCACUGACGCUCCUGUUGGCGGUCUGCGUGCCGGGCCUCUACCUCAUCCUGGUGGCCCUGGACAGCAUGGAGUACGUCAGAACCUUCCGGAAGAAGGAAGACAUGCGGGGAAGGCUCUUCUGGGUGGCCCUGGACCUCUUGGACAUCCUAGACAUCCAGGCCAACCUGUGGGAGCCCCAGCGGACAGGGCUUCCCAUCUGGGCCGAGGGGCUGAUGUUCUUCUACUGCUACAUCCUCCUUCUGAUCCUGCCCUGCGUGUCGCUCAGCGAGAUCAGCAUGCACGGCGAACACGUCUCGCCGCAGAAGAUGAUGCUCUACCCGGUCCUCAGCCUGGUCACCAUCAACGUGGUCACCAUCCUCAUCCGCAUGGUCAACAUGGUGCUGUUCCAGGACAGCCGGGUCUCCACUAUCUUCGUCGGGAAGAACGUCGUGGCCAUCGCCACCAAGGCCUGCACCUUCCUGGAGUACCAGCGGCAGGUGAAGGAGUUCCCCCAGAACGCCAUCGCCAUGGAGCUCCAACAGAACUCUGUGACCCACAACCAGACCCUGCCCAGCACCACCAGCCUACCACACGAACAGUCCCCAGUGAGGGAGGUCAUCGAUACAUGACGAAAGCCCGUCUAUUUAGGUGGCCCCCAAGUAUCAUACCACUGUACUCAAACUGCCCUGUCCUCUACCACUCCCCCUCCCUAACAACUCCAGGGUACCAUUUUUAGAGGCCCUGCAUUUAACCCCACCUAUUUGGACCCUUACCCUUGGGACUGACCCUUCACAGGACUUCCAGUACAGGAGUAAGGCUUGCCCAUAAGAGAGGUGUCACCACUACAGAACAGGAAUACGACAAGGGUCCGCGCCUUGCAUAUUCUCUGCAUUGACAGAAUACCAUAAAAUUCAGAACUGAAGUUUCUACUCAAAAAAUGUAAA